This is a messenger RNA of Anthostomella pinea, 3240 nucleotides long. The record is from the annotation of a GenBank genome assembly. Lineage: Eukaryota; Fungi; Ascomycota; Sordariomycetes; Xylariales; Xylariaceae.
AUGCUCUCCGCAUUCACAGCUCGCCCCAUCAUCGAGCUCAGGCAGCGCGACAAGACCAAGAUCGAGACCAUUCUUGCCUAUGGCGACCGCGUGCUUGUCGGCCUCAACACGGGCUCUCUACGCAUCUACCGCCUGAACGAGCUGCCCCCUCCGUCCAAGUCCGGAAACGGCACGUCGUCUCUUCCCAGCAGUCCUCCCAGCCAUUCGCGGCCUGGGUCCAAGUCUGGUCCCGCGGCCAAGCCUAGCGACCUCCUACGCGAAGUCGAGAAGUUCUCUACCCGGGCCAUUGAUCAGCUCGCAAUCAUCAAGGAGGCGAAUACCCUUGUUUCACUCUCCAACUACUACGUCUCCCUCCACGACCUCCAAACCUACGAGCUGAUCGAGACCAUACCGCGUACCAAGAACGCGUCGAGCUUUGCCGUUACAAGCAACAUCGUCAAGGAUGCUACCACGGGGAUACCCGAGAUCAUCAGCCGCCUCGCCGUCGCCGUGAAGCGGCGCUUGCUGCUAUGGAGCUGGCACGCUGGUGAAGUGCACGACGAGGUGACCGAGAUCGUCUUGCCCGAGGCCAUCAGAACUGUGACAUGGGCCAAUGCGACCAAGGUAGUCUGUGGCAUGAACGCCGGGUAUGUGCUGGUCGACGUCACCACUUCACAGACACAUGAAAUCGCCGGCGUCGGUGCCGCGACGGCAGGGGGGCAAGGAAGCAGGUUUGGCGCUGCCAGUAUGGGCUACAUGGGCCUGGGCGGAUACAUACCGAAGCCACUGGCCGCACGACUGGCGGAGGGCGAGGUGCUGCUUGCCAAGGACAUCAACUCACUGUUCAUUGACACAGAUGGCACUCCAUUGGAGAAGCGCCAGAUCCCCUGGCAGAGCGCCCCCGAGAGUAUCGGGUACAGCUACCCGUACAUUCUGGCCCUGCAGCCGCCAGCCAAAGGGUCGCUGGAAGUGCGGAAUCCCGAGACAUUAAGCCUGCUUCAGACAAUCGAGCUCGCUGGGGCAGCGCAACUGCACUUCCCACCACCAACCGUGAGCCUGGCGCACGCAGGCAAGGGAUUCCACAUCAGCAGCGACCGGGCCGUGUGGAAGAUGGGUGCCACUGACUACGACACCCAGGUGCAAGAACUGGUGGACAAGGCCAAAUACGACGAGGCCAUCAGUGUACUAAGUAUGCUAGAAGACGCGCUUUUGAAGGAUAAGACCGGCACGAUGCGUGAAGUCAAGAUGCUGAAGGCCGAGGUACUAUUCAAGCAGAAGAAAUUCCAAGACAGUCUCGACCUAUUCAACGAAGACGAGGUCCAUGCUCCGCCGGAAAGAGUGCUGCGGUUGUAUCCAAGAAUAAUUGCUGGGGAUCUGUCAGCAGAGGUCGAGCGGGAGGACGCACCAGAAGACAGGGAGUCCGAGGACGAGGGCGGUAAUCACGGGGACAAGCCCACGACAGCUGAGAGCGCUGUCGAUGCUGCGUCGCCGGCCAAAGCAACCGGCUUUGCGAAAUACUGGAUGGGAAACCGCAAACUAGAUGCCGAGGCUGCAUCUAUCGCGUCUACCAAAAGAGAUGUCGUUGACAACGACGACGCAGCCAGCAUCAAGGUCAAGACGAAGCGGAAGACAAACGACGGUGGAACGCUAGAGGGCAAAGAUCUGGUGCAUGCUGUCCAAGCACUCAACAGCUACCUGGUUGGCACGAGGACUCAUCUCCAAAAGUUGAUUGAUCCGGCGACCGGAAAGCUGCGGCCGCGCAAAUCUAGCUCCGAGUCGAGCCAGACUGAAGCCUCAAACGAAGAGGUGAAUGCCCUGUUGACAAACCAACACUCAGAAUCCGACGAACGGCUCGAACAAGAGCUGCGCGAGACGUGCACGCUCGUUGACACGACCCUGUUCCGUGGCUACAUGUUUAGUCAGCCGUCUCUGGCCCCCUUUCUGUUCCGCCUAGCCAACUUCUGCGAUCCCGUUGUCGUCAACGAAAAGCUGCUUGAGCAUAACCGAUACAACGAGCUGGUUGACUUCUUCUACGGCAAGAAGCUCCACCGCGAGGCCCUCACUCUGCUCCGGAAGUUUGGGGACACCGAUACCAACAGCGAGACGACCAAACUCGAACUCAAUGGGGAGAGCAAGACCGAGGUGCAAAUCCCGGAGCAGCUCCGGGGUCCACAGAGGACUGUCGGCUACCUACAAAGCCUGCCCCCAGAGAUCGUCGAUCUUGUCCUCGAGUUUGCCGAGUGGGUUCUGCGGCGAGAUCCGCAGCUGGGUAUGGAAGUGUUCUUGGCCGACAGCGCGAAUGCCGAGACACUGCCGCGCGAGCGCGUGGUCAAGUACCUCGGCGCUAUCGACGUCAAUCUUGAGAUACGUUACCUGGAGCACAUCGUCAGCGAGCUGGGAGAUGCCACCCUCGAUUUCCACGAUCGGCUUGUAGAACUGUUCAUCAAGGUACUGGGUGAAGGCCAACACGAUGUGGAGUGGGGGGAAAGAAUGGGCAGGUUCGUGGGCUUCUUGAAGGAAAGCCGGCAAUACAGCCACGGUCGUGCGUUUAGCAUGAUCCCCCGAGACGAUCCGGCCUUCUACGAAGCCCAGGCGGUCGUUCUCAGCAGGAUGGGGAAUCAUAAGCAGGCUCUCGAUCUCUACGUCUUCAAGAUGGUGGAUUAUGUCAAGGCAGAAGAGUACUGCAACCAUAUCUAUUCCUUGCCAGAGUCCCGCCGCCAGUCCUUGGCCGCACCUUCAAACGACCAGGACGAUGCCGAGUUCACGCCUUCGAUCUACCACACUUUGCUCUCGCUAUAUUUGACGCCUCCAGCGCCACACAAACCCAACUUGGAACCGGCUUUGUCGCUUCUCUCCCGGCACGGCUCCCGUCUCCCCGCAGGCUCGACCAUGUCGCUCAUCCCCGACGACCUACCCGUGGCCAAGCUGGAGUCGUACUUCCGCGGGCGCAUGCGUGCGGCCAACAGUGUAGUAUCGGAGACACGCAUCGCCGAAGCGUUGCGCAAGACACAGCUCGUGAACACGCAGGCUCUGUUGCUCCUCGGGGACGGCGUACCGGGGGCCCAAGGUGGGCGGAACAGGAGAGUGGUCAUCAGCGAAGAGAGAGUUUGCGGGGUUUGCCAUAAGAGGCUGGGUAACAGCGUGACGGCGAUAUUGCCAGACAACAGCGUUGUUCAUUACGGAUGCCUCGGGAGACAGGGCCGCAGGACGAGCGGUAACCAAGGCGAGCGGAUUGCCGGGUCCUGGGGGAGACACGGCUGA